AUGGCACCAAAUGGCUCAAGACAGUUCCUCCCUAUGAGCUCAAUCCUUUUCAACAACAAGACGUCCCCGCGUCCAGUAAAGCCUCACCUAGCGAAUCUUACACUCUCCAAUCUCCAAGAUGCGCAAGACGCCACUGUAACCGCGCUGCCACAGCCUCCUUCCACCCCUACCGUCGACACCAAGCCAACCAAAGAUGGUGUUUGGAAGAGGAUUAUUGCCAAGGUCAAGAAUAUGCUUCUUUUCGAAUGGGAAAGGACGGAGAAGAUAGAGGAAGAAAAGGAGAUGUGCAUUAGCGAACCGACUGGGUUCAAACAUGUGAAGACAUCAGGGCCUAGGCCAUUGAUGGCGGCUAUUCCGGUAGUUGUCAGGGAGGAAGAGAGUGAUUGGGAGGAUAUGGAGCAGAGUGAAGCUGGAAGGGAUUCGGUGUGGAUCAGGAAAUGA
Messenger RNA from Alternaria atra, 441 nucleotides. RefSeq lists its product as uncharacterized. The coding region runs from base 1 to 441 and encodes 146 amino acids. The transcript has a single exon. NCBI's taxonomy places the organism in Eukaryota, Fungi, Ascomycota, Dothideomycetes, Pleosporales, Pleosporaceae. The record is from RefSeq and is a predicted model, not a curated record.